CCAGAUUGGUUCUUCCUUGCUCCGAAUCAGCUUAUGCCCGAUCCAGCCGCUAUCAAACGGCGAUACCGUCUUUGACGAGUCAAUAAACGAUCGACCGUAGUUGAACUUUUCUUGCACCACCGCCGCCGCCUCCACCACGCGCACGAACAAUAACUAGUAAGAAGAAAUCGCGAGAGAUGAUGUAUGCAUGCAUGUUGCAUCUGCAUACGAGUAUGUAGUCAUCAUCCACAUCCACUACUGUUGUAGAGAAGUGUGGAGAGAGAAGUGCUACAACAACAGUGAAGUCCGCGACUCGAGACGCGUCGAAAAUCAAAUAAAUAAAUUUAUUAUCAAAUCAGGUCAAUUUGUAUUAAGAAGAAAUAUUGCGUGCAGCAGUCAAAGUAGGAGUGCGCGAGUGGUCACUGGGUGGCUGGCUGUUGAAGACCUGUGCGCAGCUUCUUCGCCGCUCUGCGAAGUCUACGGUAGUCUACCCGCGUGUGAAUGAAGUGACUAUCUUGUGCGCGCUGCGCUGCUGGUUGUUAAGGCUAGGAAUGUGAAUAGGCGAAGAACGCAUCAAUUCAAGGGUGAAAUAGCUAAAGCUGUGCGGCACUAAUAAAGCAGUGGAAAUAAUCAUCAUCGUCGUCGUCAUCGUUGCGCGAGUGUCGUAUUACAAAUCGCGUCGGAGUGCGCUGGCUGCCGGCCGCAGUUCUGAUCUAAUCGAAGAAGAAGAGUUCUGGUUCAUCAGUGUAUAGUCAGCGCAAAUGUAAACACAGAAAUUGUUCCGCGAUCUGGGCAAUAAAUCAAACCGAAUCUGUCAGCAGGAAUUGGAUUUUUGAGCCGCGUCCGGUGAACUGAGAAGAACUAAGAAGAGGCCGCCGCCGCCGUCGUUGAGUGUUUUGUAGGUUACCCCGGCAAAUUGGCAAUUGGACAUAAAUUACAACGCGCUCGCGCACACACACACACAGACAAACGGAUUCGUCGACGGCGUCAAGAUGAAGCUAGCUGUUUUGUGUCUGAUAACGUUGGCGAUGCGGUGCGUCCUGGCGAUUUCGCCCAAGUCGGAACCAACGAUCUCGGAAUGUACGGCCAAGGGAGGCGAGUGCGACGAGAGCAAAGGGCGACCGGUGUGCGGCACAGACAAUCAGACCUAUCCGACGCGGUGCCACCUGAUAAGGGCGCAGUGCAGCGGCCAUCAGGUCAGCUUGAAACAUCGGGGGACAUGUAAAGACGUGUGCCACGCAUCCCGCACGUACGCCCUCCAGCACCGGUCCAGCUCCCCAUACGGAGUAAAAUUUGUACCCCGCUGCCGGGAGGACGGAACCUACGCCCCGGUGCAGUGCCUGGAGAGUGUCGGCUGCUGGUGCGUCAACGGCCAAGGCAAACCACUGCCGAACACCACCGUCCAGCACGGGAAACCGGUUUGCGUCAAAAAGGGCAAAUCCAACCAGCGGCGAUCCUCACCGCGGAAUCCGGUUAGAAACAAACGCAGCUGCUCCCGCAUGGACCGGGCCGUGUUCAACCGGAAUCUGCUGAAGCUGUUCGAAAACGAGCACAGCCGGGUGCAGCCAGCGCAGAACGUGAAGGGAGGAUUAACGGCGACGACGGUCAGCGAGAAAACCGUGCUGGACUGGAAGUUUGCCUCGAUCGAUGGCAACCGGAAUGGCGUCCUGGACAAAACCGAGUACCGAGAGCUGAAACGGCUGAUCAAGAAGGUCGUGAAACCGAAACGCUGCGGUAGGUCAUUCGGCAAGAGUUGUGAUGCCGAUCAGGACGAGCGAUUAUCUCGGCUGGAAUGGGCCAACUGCUUCUCCAAGGAUAACCUAACACCCGAGAUGGAUCACCCCUAUCACAACCACCACUCUUCAUCACAAUCAUCACCAUCAUAUGCCGCUGCAUCGCCGCAUCAAAACCACCACCACCAUCAACAGCAGCAGCAACACCAACAACAGCAGCAUCACAACCAACAGCAACACCAAUACCAGCACCAUCACAUGGGUGGUGUCGGAGGCGGCGGCGGCGGCGGCAACGGUGGUGGUACAUUAAUCGGUGUCGGUGGCUCCUCCCAUUCUUCCUCUAGCUCUAGCUCUAGCACUAGCUUCCUCCGGUACGAUGAGUCACAGCAGAAUGGCUCCCAUGAUUACACUGAUUUUGACGAUGAAGAUGAUUACUCAGAAAAUGACGACGAUUCGGACGAAAUGCCCGAUAGUGAUAACACGCUACUGAACGGACUGCACUUUAGCUUUGCCGGCAAGCGGCUGCAGCCCAAUUUGUUGCUUCAGGGUAAAACAACGCUAGAGCUGAAAGGCGACCAAGACCCGAUCUUCAAAGACAGCGAAGCCGAAUCGGACUGCCUGAGUGAUCGUGCCGCCGCACUGGAAGAGCAAAGGAGUGGAGCUACCGCGCUGUACGUUCCGGAAUGUACCGCCGACGGGCGGUACCAACGGGUCCAGUGCUACCUGUCUACGGGGUAUUGCUGGUGCGUCCACGAGGAUACCGGCAAGAACAUUCCCGGGACGUCCACGAAGGAUAAACGGCCCCAGUGCGAUGUAUAUCCGGGCGUUGGCGGACGGCAGAUGCAGGGCUGCCCGGACGACCGGAAGUUGGAGUUCCUGAAGGACUUGAAGGACUUUCUGAAGCAGCAGAUUGCGAGUAAUUCGGUUACGGCGGCGGAUGCCACCAAAUGGGGAACCGAAGACGAGAAGAUUGCAACGCUCAGCUUUGUACUUCUGGACAAGAACAAGAACAAAGUUUGGGAGAGAAAAGAGUGGAAGAUUUUCCGAGAGCUUGUCACCGAAACAAGACAACUGCGAAAAUGUGGUAAAAAGAUGCCUCGUUACUGUGACGUGAACAACGAUCGGAAGAUCACACUAUCCGAAUGGCUCAAUUGUUUGCAAACACAGCGAACACCCUAUGUCGAGGGGGGUUCGGCAAUCAAAUCGUCCUCUCUGAUAGCUUCCAGUGCAUCAUCUUCCGGUGGAGGUGGUGGCGGUGGUGGAAUUGGCCACUCGGAAAGCGGGUGGAAACCUUCGCUGUCCGCGUCAUCCACCUCGAAGUUCCGAGGUCCAAAUCCUCUAGAAUCGGUGUUGAAGAGUGAUUGAACGCGCGCGAACGCACAACCGGAAAUGUCGAACAUGAUCAACACCAUACACACACAUACAGACACAUACCAGGCAACAAUACACCCACACAUUUACGAAUGAGACUUAAAGGGAAUGCGAGGAAGGAUUAAGAUACUCGCCACAGGCAAACGGAUAUAACACUGGAGUGGUUGUAAAUCUGACUCUCUUUUUUGCAUGGACGUGGCCGAUGAUAUACUGGGUACAGGCUACUCAGUUUGGUUUUAACUCUGCUAUGACUUUCAAACUAAGAUAUUGGGAUCGUACAUACUAUAGAGCACCAAUU
Aedes albopictus (Asian tiger mosquito) is the source of this 3381-nucleotide messenger RNA. It is a transcript of the gene magu, whose product is annotated as SPARC-related modular calcium-binding protein 2. NCBI's taxonomy places the organism in Eukaryota, Metazoa, Arthropoda, Insecta, Diptera, Culicidae. The record is from RefSeq and is a predicted model, not a curated record. Gene Ontology annotation, molecular function: protein binding; extracellular matrix binding; calcium ion binding. The coding region runs from base 972 to 3077 and encodes 701 amino acids. Gene Ontology annotation, cellular component: basement membrane. Gene Ontology annotation, biological process: extracellular matrix organization. The transcript is spliced from 11 exons.